Molecule: messenger RNA, 951 nt
Organism: Impatiens glandulifera
Lineage: Eukaryota; Viridiplantae; Streptophyta; Magnoliopsida; Ericales; Balsaminaceae
Product: non-classical arabinogalactan protein 31-like
Exons: 2
Coding region: 46-801 (251 amino acids)
Source: RefSeq, a predicted model, not a curated record
CACCAUUAUAGUUCACAUUGGAUCUCUUUUUUUUCCCUCUCAAACAUGAUUCUUUUUCUAGCUAAAACCCUUAUAUUGCUCUUGCACCUAUCCAUCAUCACUGUCAGCUUUGCUCAAGUCCCGGCUCAGCCACCCAAUAUUCACGAACCGGUUCAUCACAACAACCACAAUCCCCCGGCUCAGCCACCCAAGAUCCACAAUCCCCCGGCUCAGCCGCCCAAGAUUCACGAACCGGUUCAUCACCACAACCACAACAACACCAAAAAGAACCAUCCCCCGGCUCAGCCUCCCAAGAUUCACGAACCGAUUCAUCACCACAACCACAACAACACCAAAAAGAGCCAUCCCCCAAUUACUCAACAUCCGCCGGCUCAAGCUCCAACCAAGUCGAACCCAUUUCCCAGAAGCCUCGUGGCAGUUCAAGGUGUAGUUUACUGCAAGUCUUGCAAGUAUGUUGGCGGGGACACCCUUUUGGGUGCCACCCCACUUCUAGGUGCGAAAGUGAAGCUUGAAUGUAACAACACAAAGAAGACAUAUUUGAUAGAGGCAGAGACAGACAAAAAUGGUUACUUUUUGAUCAAUGGCCCAAAGAGUCUUACAACCUACGGAUCCCACAAAUGUAAGGUGUCUCUCAUCUCCUCUCCCAUUGCCACGUGUAACAAGACUACGGACUUCCACGCUGGACAAGUAGGGGCCUUGCUCAUACCAAAGAUGCCACGUGUCACACUGCCACGUACAAUGCCAGUUGAGCUCUUUACAGUUGGACCCUUCGCCUUUGAGCCUUCUACAAAGUGCAUCUGAUCAUAUAUAAUUAAUUGUUAAGUACUCUAUGUCCCCUAAUUUUAAUUCAUCUUAAUUUACUUACAUUGUAAGACCUAUUAGAGAUGAGAGUAUUCGGUGCUGACGUGUGGGUCUCAAAGAAAGAGGAUAAAUAAAUAUUGGGAGAUUAUU